AUUUAUGAAGGGGGUAGGAGGUGUAACUCAUUUGAUUGUUGAUGUGGACUAUUUUACGAAAUGGGUGGAAGCUCGGCCAUUAUCCAGUCUUACUUCUAAGAAGGUCGAAGACUUUGUUUUCAUCUCAAUCAUUUACAGAUAUGGGAUACCAAAUCAGAUUGUGGCUGAUAAUGGAACUCAGUUCAAUUGCUCCUCAUUCAGAGAUUUUUGCUCCAGCUAUGGAAUCAAACUGUAGUUCACCUCGGUGUACCACCCGAAAUCUAAUGGGAUGGUAGAAUCUGUCAACAAAGUCAUACUCGAGGGAAUAAAACAAAGGUUAGAGCUGCACAAAGCCAAGUGGGCAGACGAGCUCAACAACGUCUUUUGGGCAUAUAGAACCAUGAGCCGAACUGCCACAAGUGAAACACCCUAUCACUUAACCUUUGGUACCGAAGCAGUCAUUCUUAUCGAGAUAAGAGUCCCAAGCUUCAAGGUCACCCAUUUCGAUGAAGGACGAAAUGGACAACUGCUUCAUGAAAACCUUGAUCUGCUUGAUGAAGUCAGAGAGGAAGCACGACUUCGAACUCUAGUUUACAAGCAGAAAAUAGCAAACUUCUACAACAAACGAGUUCGACCCCAAACAUUCAAGAUAGGAGACCUUGUUCUCAGGAAAGUUGGUUUAACGGGGUUUGAAACUUGAUUGAGAAAGUUAGCACCAAAUUGGGAAGGCCCCUACACUGUAGCCGAAGUGUCGCACCCAGGUGCUUAUAUCCUAUGGGACAUUGAAGGCAAAAGGGUUCCUAGAGUCUGGAAUGUCAAUAACUUGAAGAAAUUUUACCCUUAAUGCACUCCUCUCUGGUGAACUUUGUCUUAUUUUUAUAAUCGUCAUUAUUCUUUGUUGUUCUGCUCAAUGUAUGUACGAGAUCAAUUCAUCUAGAUCAUUAAUAAAUUUCACUUCGCAUU
Rubroshorea leprosula is the source of this 942-nucleotide messenger RNA. NCBI's taxonomy places the organism in Eukaryota, Viridiplantae, Streptophyta, Magnoliopsida, Malvales, Dipterocarpaceae. The record is from the annotation of a GenBank genome assembly.